AGUAGACUGAAUUAUAGUUGUCUGGGAAUAGCAUUUUUUUUUUUACUUCCCUUUCUCCUAUCGUGAUUUGCUUUUCGGCCUCUGUGCCCUGAUGAUGUUCCAGAUUGAGAAAUCAUCGCAACCACAUCAGCACUAAGGUUCUAACUGAUGCCAACGAUAAGCAAUCUACUCAACAAUGCAGACGUCCACAAAUAAGUCUUGUAUUCAAGUUCGUGUGAAGCAUGAUUCUCUCCAUAAAUUCAGUAAAGACCACCUUCUUAAUUACCUGGAAUCUAUAUGGGACUGCAGUGUGAAAGAAUUGAAAGUUGCCUGCAUGGGUAAUGCAGCAAUAAUUUGUUUUACAGAAGCUCAAGAUUUCACUACUCUUCAGAGAACAUGUUCAGAAAAGCCAUUAGAAGAGAUGGUUCUAGAAGUCAAAAGGACUUUUGAAGGAGGUGUCAUCCUGGUUUCCAAUCCACUCCCUAAAACGACAGAUGAUUGCUUUGUGUACUACUUCAAAAAUACUCGACGUAGUGGCGGAGAUCAGAGUGCUACAAUAAUGAAGAGAGACCCAGCACACAAAUUUCUGCUUGUUCAAUUCAGCAGUAAAGAAGUGGCAGAGAAGAUUUUGCAACGGACACAUUGUCUUGAAGGCACCCAGCUGGAGUUGAAAGCCUUUGAUCCUGAUUUAGACUCCCUGCCUUCAGAACAAGAACCUGAACCUGCCCAGGGAAAUCUUUCAGCAGCUGAUAAUGAAUAUCAUGCGAGAAGAGAUUUGGAAAGUACUUCAAAUUCCUUAGAUCACAACAUGCAAUGCUUUGAAACACAAAAACAGCAGCAAAUGACAGCCAAUGAAAAUUGCACAAGAUAUGUUGAAGGAAUGCACAGAGUUUAUCGAGGCACUAUAGAGGUGUUAAGUGAAGUGGAUUCAGAUCUUUUUCAAGAAGUCAGCAUCAAAGAGGAAGGUGAUAAACUUUUAAUUGAGGGUAAAAACCAGGGAGCAGUUGAAAAUAUUGAUAAUUUGCUGAAAAACCUUGUAAGGAUGCAGGCAACCUCUAAAUACUUGAGUAAAGUAGGAGAGGAAUUUACAGAAUGGAAUGAAAUCUUCACGAAAAUUAGAGAGGAAAUAGAAGAGUUUGGUUAUAUUAUUUCUGUGCGAGAUGCAGCAGAUGGUAGCAGGGCAAAGAAAUUUGCAUUAAAACAUGCAAAAGCUCCAUCUCCAUUGAUCAGAUGCUGGAAAAUUUCCUUAUGAGAGAAGACAUCAGUGUCACAAGCAAUGCAGAAAGAGAUCUUUUGACCACAACAGAAUGGGACAGAUUUUUAACUAAAGACCUUGAGGAAGAUUUUGGAGGGAAAGUAUUUGCAGUCUAUAAAGAACACAAACAGUGCUAUUAUGGUAUUUGCUCCUGCAGACCUGAUUGAGAAGCUAAAAGUUGUGUGAGUCAGUUUCUCAGUAAUUCACACAUGACAGAAUAUCUGGAAUUAACUGAAAAGGAAAAAACAUAUCUGCAGCUGUAUCAUAGCGAUAAACUAACUGACCUUCAGAUGCAAACUGGGGCGGAUAACAGUAUCAUUACAUUCACCAGUGAUGGCUGCACCAUUUCAGGAUUCAGAGCAGGUGUCAGAAAUGCAUUAGGCUUUCUCAAAAAGUUUUGCAAAGAAUUUUUUUGCAGACGUGAAAUUUUCUACCACUAUGGGUUAAAAACUUCAUGAAUCUGAAUCUUGGCAAAAGUUGAUAAAAAAGCGGAAAGAGAGAACAAAUGCAUCAUUACAGACUUGCCAGAUGGAAGGAUUAGAUGUGAAGAUGGGACUUUUGAAGCUUGGGGAUUAAGGUUAGCAGCAGUAAUUAAGUCGUACAAGAGUUCGCAUAAUGCACCUUUUUUUCACCUCGUGGAUGGAGAUGUCAGCAGUAUGAAGACAGAUGCCAUUGUUCAGUACCUUUUUCACAGGGACGACGACUAUGCAAUGUCAGCUUCUGCAAGUGGCACUGAGAACUUUGAAGAAAAAGGUGCACGACCAAAACUGCAGGCUGUAGACAUCUGCAAGACUCCUGUACAAAGAGGUGUGCAUGUUGUGCAAUCUGGUAGAUUGCCAUGUAAAGCUGUCAUCAACAUUCCAUUUGAAAAUGAAAUCUCCAUGCAAGGAGAUUGUUUGAAAACGUUGGUUCAUGACAUUCUUAUGACUGCAGAAAAGCAUCAUUUCACAAGUCUUGCAAUGCCAAGCUAUUGGUGUAGAUGGAACCCAUGAGCCCAUGGCAGUUCAUGAUGCCAGUGAGGCUAUAGUGGAUGGAAUUUUAAGCUAUUUUCAUCAGAGAAGCUGUGAUACAGAGAAAGGGUUCAGACUUCAAAAAGCAGUCACAUCAAACAAUAUAUUUCUGUGCUCUAGCAGACCAGCCUGUUUCAAAGGGUUUGAAUUUGAACUUGAAUUUCAGCAUGAAAUGGACAAGCUUAAUGAUCCAGAUCUUUUGAUUCACCAGUAUGUGGCCUGUAAACAGGAGAGUUUGCAGGGAAGACCAGUUGAAACUAAAAAAACACUUCAGAAAGACAGUAUUCAAGUCAUUUCUGGAGAUAUUUGUAUCAUCCAGGCAGAUGCCAUUGUAGUACCACUUGACAGUGAUCUUGAUCUUAGCAAGAAUAGGGUUACCUCAUCACUGUCAUACCAUGGUGGCUCACGAGUUGAAAAAACUUUACGAGGUGAUGGCUGGUGGGGUGACCCAAUUGGGAACCGGAUGGAACUGUUUGAGAUGGAAGGUAUUCUGAUAGGCAGUGGUGGGAAUUUGAAAGCUAAGCACAUCUUCUAUCUGAACCUUCCCUCUUGGGGGCCUGGGGCAUCAAAGAUUUUGCAUGACUUGUUGAAAAAAGCCUGAUAAAUGCAGGGAGACAUUCCUGUAGAUGUCUGGCAUUUACGGCUCUGGGAACAGGCGCACUUGGUUAUCCUCCAGAGAUGGUGUCCAGGAUUAUGAUGACAACAAUAGCAGACUACCUAGAGCAAGUUCAUUCUUCCCUUGAAAUUGUAAAAAUUGUCAUUUUUCAUGACAAAGAAAUGGAACUGGUUUUUGUUCAAGAGCAUAACCAGUGGUAUACUCAAAGACUGAGUCCUGGGGUAUAUGGUUAUAUGCAGUCUUGCUAUCCCCACAUGUCAGGAAAAGAGUAUUCCGAAAUGCAUAAGGAGAGAAAAGGAAGGGGACAAAGGGGAAGACAUGGCUCAGAAACAUCAAAUAAUCAACACUAUCCUCAACAGCAAUGUACCAGCCAUGGAAAUUCAGCUAAAGUCUUUUCAUCUCAUCACAGCUUUCAAGUGGAAUCUGUUAAGCUGACUGUAAAAGUUGGUGACAUUACACUUGAAAAAUGUGACAUGAUCGUCAACAGUACAAAUUCAAAACUUGAUUUAACAAGAGGAAGUGUUGCAAAAACAAUCGCACACCGUUGUCCCCACCUGCAGACAGAGUGCUCUAAAAAGAAGUAUAAGGAGCAAAUAAAGAAGACUGGACUAGCUCUCACACCACAUCAGGACAAGUUACCAUUCAAAAGGGUUUUGCAUGUGGAUCUAGAUGAAUUCCUGAAAAAUCCACAUGAAAUGCUUUAUCGGUGCCUUGAAAGACUGCGUGAUACUAGUUCUUUAUGCUCUAUUGCAUUCCCAUUGAUUGGAAAAGGAUCAGGAAAGAUGGAGAACCCCAGUGUAGUAGGAACCAACCUUGCAGAGGCUGUGGUCAAGUUUUCCAGAAAACCAAAGCAGGUGAAAGAUGUUCUACUUCUUGUCAACAGCCAUGAACUUUUUCCACAAGUGGUUGAAGCUGUGGAAAAAAGACUCAAAAGUUUGAAAAUUAUAAUUCAGCCACCCUUCAAAGAGAAGAUUAAAAACCAAGAACAGAGAAAAGAAAAUAAAGAAAACAUCCCUUAUUCCAGUGCUGUAUCGCAUUACUCUUUUACUGAUCCUGGUCAAGGGCAUAAGCCAGACCAGCACAACACACUGAGCAGAAGCCAGGAUGCUGUGUCUCUUUUCAUAUUUUCUGACAACAAAGAGAUGUGUCAAAAUGCCAUUGAUGCCAUUCAAUGCAGCAUUACAGAACAAUUGGAAGGAACUGCACAAAGUCAUUUUACUGGCAACCAGAGUUAUGUUAAUCUUCCUCCAUUGGUUUACCCAGCCCAUUAAAUGGUAUCUGAUCAAAAUAGAGGUAUGAAUACUUGAACCAAGAACUGACAUUAAUAACCCAGAAUAAAUCAGUUCCAUUACAAGAAAGUGAGAACUUGACAGCUACCCACAUAGCACAAGAUCUGGGACUGACAUUGGUUUAAUGCCUCUGUGUUUAGGAUAUAGGGAGCCAGCCUUCUUCCAGUGAGGAAGAUCCGCUAAGUGGCUGCCAGUGUUGUAAAAUAUCAGUUCCAGCUAGCGCGGCCAGUGGCGGCUUGGCUGACAGUCCGACAUCCGUGUGGAGCAGCAAACUUCCCCAAGUCGACCCAGCUGUCGGGACUGGGUACCUGACUGGGUGACUACUUAAAAAGUUGGGGAAAGUAGCAAGGGAGGGGAGCUGGGUAUCUUCCUCACAUAAAUUAGCUGGCCAGCAAGAUAUCGGGCCAGCAUGGCUGUGCUAUUGUGGUACAAGCAUUCUUUGAGUUUACUAUUGUUUCUGUUCAUUGGUACUGUCAGCAUAAUGUAAUAUUUUAUCAUUAUUAGUGCUGUUAUAUAUUUUGCCUGAUUAUUAAGUACAUAACAGGUGUGAUGCAAUGAUUUUAAAACUUUGUUUUAAUGCACCUGAGGAACCCUUCAUUUUUAACACAUAUUUGCAAAUGCAAUUUUAUUGUACAAAUAUUGAGAAAAUGAUACAAACUUUUAAAUAUUAGAGUUUUUUUCCAAAAUAACCAGAAAGGUUUCAAUUUUUGUUUUUCUAAGUACCUAAUUGUAUUUAUUGAAAUGAUAUUAAAUAUUAUACAUGCAUUAUAUAGUAGGUCGACCAUUGCUGCCAUCUGUGGACCUAGCCAGAAGCAGUUCUUACCUACAUCUUUACAGCUCGUUAGCAAAGUUUGAUUAAAUUAAUUUUCUUUACAUUCGGUCCACGCGGUUGUUUGUGUUCCGAGCACUUCACUGAAAUGGAGAAAUAUUUCCAUCGAUUUAAACUGUGAUCUGUGCCACAACUUUAAUAAUAUCUUGAAGAGUGACAGCAAAGCAUUUCAAGAUGUAAAAAGUUGCAAAAACUAAACUGCAAAUAACACAGAAUCAAAGAAAAAUAGUUCAACUUUUAUUUUGAACUAUACUUUUAUUUAGAGAAAAAAACUAGAUCAUUGAAAACAUAUUUAGUCCUAAUAUUCAAGCUAUAGUAUAUAUAGUGGCUUUUAGCACCGUCUAUGUGCUACUCGAUCAAAGCAUAUAGUUUAAACAUUACAUAUACAUUUCUACAAAAAGUAAUAUGUCACAGUUGUUUUGAACUCUUCGUUGGGAAACAGUGACGACGAGUUGAUAUAGUUUCUUUGCCUUCGAGGAAGAGCUGACUGCAAAGGUUGCUAUACGGAGUGAUGGUAUCACAAAUCGUAGCAUUUUCUUUAUUUCUUUAUAUCUUAUUUUCAUUUUGGGGAAAGCGGUGUAAGGAAAGAUACUUUUCUUUCGUAAAUUUUCGGCGAUAUUUCACACACAGCAACAAUUAAUGGACUUUUUGUGCAAAGAGUAGCAGCCGUAUUCACUAUGCUGAAAACCCUUUCUGCGGUGGUCCAUAUAUAGAUAUUGACAAUUUUUAAAUGUUA
Pomacea canaliculata is the source of this 5714-nucleotide messenger RNA. Its product is annotated as poly [ADP-ribose] polymerase 14-like. Gene Ontology annotation, cellular component: cytoplasm; nucleus. Bases 2923 to 4131 code for a protein of 402 amino acids. NCBI's taxonomy places the organism in Eukaryota, Metazoa, Mollusca, Gastropoda, Architaenioglossa, Ampullariidae. Gene Ontology annotation, molecular function: transcription corepressor activity. The record is from RefSeq and is a predicted model, not a curated record. Gene Ontology annotation, biological process: negative regulation of gene expression. The transcript has 15 exons.